ACACUCCUGCGCAGCCUUCGCUGAACAACAUACAAAGCGAUCAUGAGGCUCUUGAGAUCUUCCUUCAUCCUGGCCGUGGCUAUAAGCCUGGCCACGGCAGAGGAAAAGGCGGAAAAAGAUUCAAAGGCUGAACCAAAACAGGUUGAAGAAAACAAAAAACAAGAUAAGAGAGGUCUUUCCGAUUUUUAUGGUGACCAUGGUUUCGGGGACAGUCACGGUUUCGGAGACCAUGGAGGAUUCGGCGGAGAUUUUGGAGGCUCAGAAGGAGGGUUUGGGCAUGAGCAUCAUAAUCACGAAACGCACGAAAAAACCAUCACAGUAGUGAAGAAAGUGCCAGUACCUUACCCAGUAGAAAAACACAUUCCAUAUCCAGUGGAGAAAAAAGUACACGUGCCAGUAAAGGUACACGUACCUCAACCCUACCCAGUUGUGAAAACUGUACACUAUCCCGUCAAGGAGAUCGUUAAAGUGCCUGAAUAUAUUCCCAAGCCAUACCCAGUAACAAAACACGUACCGUACCCCGUUAAAGUUCAUGUUGAUAGGCCUGUUCCUGUCAAGGUCUACGAAAAAGUCCCCUACCCAGUGGAGAAGCACGUCCCAGUACCCGUCGAAGUUCAUGUACCGCACCCAUACCCAGUCGUGAAAGAGGUGCCAUUCCCCGUUAAGGUUCCAGUGAAAGUAAAUGUACCAUACCCAGUUGAGAAGACCAUCCACUACCCCGUCAAAGUGCACGUUGAUAACCCAGUACCAGUUCAUGUAGAAAAGCCUUAUCCCGUACAUGUAGAGAAGAAAGUGCCUUACCCAGUCGAGAAACCAGUACCUUACCCCGUGAAGGUUCAUGUUGAUAACCCAGUGCCAGUACAUGUCGAGAAACCAGUGCCAGUGCCAGUGAAGGUACACGUCCCAGUGCCUUACCCAGUUGAGAAGGUCAUCCCCUAUCCCGUGGAGAAGAAAGUGCCAAUCCCCGUGAAGGUCCUAGUUGACAACCCUGUGCCCGUUCACAUUGAAAAGCAUGUAGCUCACCACGUCGAGAAACACGUGCCCUACACCGUCAAGGUCCCCGUCCCUAUUAUUCAUGAGGAGAAACAUCAUGGACAUCAUGAACAUCACGGACAUCUUGAACAUCAUGGGCAUAAUGAACAUUAUGAACAUCAUGAACCUAUUGAACACCAUGAACAUCAUGAACAUCAGGAGCUUCAUAAUGAUUUCCAGGGAUCUUUCGGUAGCCAAGAGGGAGGAUCCGAGUCUGGGAGCCACUUCGGUGACUUCGAAGGUGGUCACGAGUACCAUCACUAAAUAGUACUGAUCUCUUUUGUUUUUGUUAGCUUUAAAUGUUGAUUUGUGUUUAGACAUCGAAUAAGUAUUUUUAUUUUAAAAAACAGGACUGGAUAUGUUAAUAUAAUACCGAAAGUAUUAUAAUAUACAUUUAUGAAACUUU
Messenger RNA from Melitaea cinxia (Glanville fritillary), 1438 nucleotides. It is a transcript of the gene CPG11, whose product is annotated as skin secretory protein xP2-like. The record is from RefSeq and is a predicted model, not a curated record. The coding region runs from base 43 to 1296 and encodes 417 amino acids. Lineage: Eukaryota; Metazoa; Arthropoda; Insecta; Lepidoptera; Nymphalidae. The transcript has 2 exons.